AUGGCACGCGGUUCGCUGGUCAAGUGCUUCACCGGACUGUUGACGCUGCAGAGUGUCUUGGGUAAUCCGGUCAAGAGCGGGGAGUCAUGGUCAUCGGAUUACCCUGCGCCGCCCAUUCUGGGGGACGGCCAGUUGGGUGCUGUUGCUUCGGAAAGUGAUAUCUGCAGUCACAUCGGUAUUGAGUUGCUGAAGCUGGGUGGAAAUGCUGCGGAUGCCAUGGUAGGUACUGUGGCAUGUGUAGGUGUGGUCGGCAUGUACCAUUCAGGCAUCGGUGGAGGAGGCUUCAUGCUGGUCCGCGCCCCCAAUGGCACAUAUGAAUUCAUUGACUUCCGCGAAACAGCACCAGCUGCUGCAUUUGAAGACAUGUACAAAAACAACGAAGACGCCAGUAUCAACGGCGGUCUCGCAUCCGGUGUCCCUGGUGAACUCCGCGGACUUCAACAUCUUCACGAAAACUACGGAGUCCUGCCAUGGUCCACAGUCCUCAACCCAGCUGUCAAGGUUGCCAGGAAUGGCUGGAGAGUCAACGAAGAUCUCGUCAAAUACAUGGCCUCCGCUACCUCCUCAUCCAACUUCCUAGUCGACGAUCUCGAGUUUGCUCUCGAUUUCGCGCCCAAAGGACGUCCCCUCCAGCUCAACGAGACCAUCACGCGGAAACGCUACGCCGACACCCUCGAAACCAUUGCCCAAAACGGCCCAGACGCAUUCUACAACGGCCCCAUAGCAGAAGCCACAAUCCGUGCUCUGCAGGCCGCCAACGGAACCAUGACGCUGGCCGACCUCUCCAACUACACGGUCGCCAUCCGCAAGCCCUCCACGAUAACCUACCGGGACUACAAGCUCACAGCCUGCAGCGCGCCCUCAGGCGGCGAAGUCGCCCUCGCAACACUCAAAAUCAUGGAAGGCUACUCCCACGUCGGCGACCCAGAAAACAUCAACCUAACCACGCACCGCCUAGACGAAAGCAUGAGAUUCGCCUACGGCAUGCGCGCCGAGCUAGGCGACCCCCUCUUCCUCUCAGGCAUAGACACAUACCAAGAGCAAAUGCUAUCCGAAGCCACCGCAAAGGAAAUCCGAUCCAAGAUCUCCGACACCAAAACAUUCGACGUGUCCUACUACAACCCCGCUGGUCUGGAAUCCCUCGAGACACCCGGAACGAGCCACAUUGUUACGGCGGACAAGAGCGGCAUGGCCGUUACACUGACGACGACGGUGAACCUGCUUUUUGGAAGCAAGCUCGUCGUUCCUGAGACCGGUGUCAUUAUGAACAACGAGAUGAACGAUUUCAGUAUCCCUAACACGACGAACGCGUUCGGAUAUAUUCCCUCGCCUGCCAAUUUCAUUCGUCCUGGUAAACGUCCGCUAUCCUCCAUCUCGCCCGUCAUCGUCGAGCACCUCAACUCCUCGUCCAUCGCUAGUGCGUUCUACGUCGCUAUUGGCGCGGCGGGAGGUAGUCGUAUCAUUACUGCCACAAUCCAGAAUCUGCUUCAUAUCCUCGAUGGGGAGAUGACGACGGCGGAGGCGCUGGCUGAACCGCGGAUUCAUGAUCAGUUGGUGCCGGCGCAGGUCAGCUUUGAGUAUGGGUUCGAUAAUGGGACUACGGCUUUCUUGAAGGGGUUGGGCAGUAAUGUUACGUGGGUUGCGCCGGGGUCGAGUACGGCGCAGGGCUUGAGGCGCUUGACGAAUGGUACUUUUGAGGCGGCGGGGGAGCCGAGACAGAAGAAUAGUGGUGGGUUUGUCGUUUAG
Molecule: messenger RNA, 1746 nt
Organism: Alternaria ventricosa
Lineage: Eukaryota; Fungi; Ascomycota; Dothideomycetes; Pleosporales; Pleosporaceae
Exons: 2
Coding region: 1-1746 (581 amino acids)
Biological process (GO): glutathione catabolic process
Cellular component (GO): plasma membrane
Molecular function (GO): glutathione gamma-glutamate hydrolase
Source: RefSeq, a predicted model, not a curated record